Messenger RNA from Rhagoletis zephyria (snowberry fruit fly), 3561 nucleotides. It is a transcript of the gene yata, whose product is annotated as N-terminal kinase-like protein yata. The record is from RefSeq and is a predicted model, not a curated record. Lineage: Eukaryota; Metazoa; Arthropoda; Insecta; Diptera; Tephritidae. Gene Ontology annotation, molecular function: protein kinase activity; ATP binding. Gene Ontology annotation, biological process: protein phosphorylation.
AAAGAAGAUUAAAACGAAAUUAAAAUCAUAUCGCUACGUCAGGAGAAAAGUUAAAAAUCGGUUAAAAGUGCUUAAAGUCCUCAAAAUAUAGCCAAUGACUAGUUAAAGAUUAUAAGAAAAACCCAUAUCCAAUAAUAGCGAGUUAUUGGGAAACUAAAAAUAUUUGGUAUAGUUUUUAAUUGUGAAAAAUUGUUGCUGAUACUACUGGAAUUGUGUAUAGAACGAAAGCAGAGCGUGAGGAUAGCAAAUAAUUCGCUGGAGGAGGGGUUUAAAUAGUGAAAAGUGAAAGGGAAAUUGUUGGACAUACUUCAUUAAACCACACUGGAAAAGUGUUGGUGGGGUGGUACGCUUGUUGGUUAAUGUCAAGACGUGCGGGGUGGUAAAACGGAUAAUAAAAAUUUUCAAGCGAUAUUGCAAGCAGACAGCUGGCACACCAAAUUUGAUAUAAACUGUGAAUAAUUUGCACGAAAUACCACUUGUAAUUAAUCAAAUAAUUUACAAGCUGCUCGGACUUUUACGUGCUUUUCCUGAAUUCCCCAUUUUUUGUGUGACACACUGUGCCCGACAACAUCAACAAAAUAUUCAGCCGUCGAUCGAAAAUGUGGUCGUUCUUCUCGCGCGACUCAACCAAAGACUUUCCUUAUGACAUUGGCGAACAGGUGCCCGGCUUUGAAUCACGCUCGAUUUGGACAUUACACAAAGCGAAACGCAAGGGCACACAGGAGGAAGUCUCGGUAUUUGUAUAUGAUAUACGAAGUGGUUCGGAUGCUAAAUGUGAGUUGGCAAAAGCAGCUUUGAAGCGGCUAAAGACGUUGCGACACCCGAGUAUUCUUCAGUACCUGGAUUCGUUGGAAACUGACAAAACCUUAUAUGUGGCAACCGAAGCGGUUGAACCAUUGGGCACACAUAUUGAUAAGUUGGCUUCUGACGGUCCCCAAAAAGACCUAUAUCUUGCUUGGGGUGUUUUUCAAAUAACACGUGCACUUUCUUUCCUGAACAAUGAUGGUAAUCUCAGACAUAACAAUGUGUGCGUAUGGUCUGUGUUUGUUAACUCGUCUGGCGAAUGGAAACUAGGCAGUCUGGAAUACGUAUCACCAGCGGACGGAAAUCCCAUGCCUCCACUUAAAGUGCCACCUGCAUUGGAAGUGUACGAUCCCCCAGAGAAAAACGAUCAGAGCAAACUGAAAGCAGCUACAAAAUGUUCCGUUGAUAUGUGGGGCUUAGGGUGCUUGGUGUGGGAGUCUUUCAAUGGUCCAUUGAAGAUGCGUUCGAAUCUUAAGGACAUUGAUAAUAUACCGAAAUCAUUGCAAUCUCUCUAUUGCGAAUUAGUAGGCGCAUCACCUUCAAAUCGACCUAAUCCAGCGGAUAUCAUCACCAGGUGCCGCAAACCGGGUGGUUUCUUUAAAAAUGACCUGGUCGAUACGCUGUUGUUUCUUGAAGAGAUACAAAUCAAAGACAAGGCCGAGAAAAAUCGAUUUUUUAGUGGUCUAACUUUACAUUUGGAUAGUUUUCCUGAAAACGUCUGCAAGCAUAAAAUUCUUCCGCAACUAAUUACCGCGUAUGAGUAUGGUGAUGCAGGCUCGGCUGUGCUGGCGCCCAUGUUUAAGUUAGGCAAACUGUUGGACGAAGCGGAAUAUCAAAAACGCAUAGUACCGUGUGUCGUGAAACUCUUCGCUUCGACAGAUCGUGUGACGCGUUCGCGCCUACUGCAGCAAUUAGAUUUAUUUAUUGCACACUUACAACCGCAGGUGGUAAAUGAUCAGAUCUUUCCUCAAGUGUCACACGGCUUCUUGGAUACCAACGCCACUAUACGUGAGCAAACGGUCAAGUCCAUUAUUCACUUGGCGCCUAAGUUGAGCUACAACAAUCUGAACGUCGAGGUGUUGCGGCAUUUUGCACGAUUACAGGCGCGUGACGAACAUGGUGGUAUACGCACCAACACAACAGUGUGUUUGGGAAAAAUAGCGCCUCACUUGCAUCCACAAGUACGGCAGCGCGUGCUGGUCUCCGCUUUCAUACGUGCGAUGCGUGAUCCUUUUCCGCCGGCACGUAUUGCCGGUGUACUCGCGUUGGCUGCGACACAACAGUACUUCCUGCUGAGUGAAGUGGCAAACCGAGUGCUCCCAUCUCUGUGUUCGCUCACCGUUGAUCCAGAGAAGACAGUGCGGGAUCCAGCUUUCAAAACGAUACGUGGUUUUUUGGGCAAAUUAGAAAAAGUAUCCGAAGAUCCGAGUCUGCGUGAGACAAUGGAAGCUGAUGUACACACCGCUACACCGUCGAUCGGCAACGCAGCUGCCACGUGGGCGGGCUGGGCCGUAACUGCAGUCACAGCGAAAUUUUAUCGCAGUCAAAGUGAUUCCUCCAGACCGCGUCCACCUUUAACAGGACGAAAUCUCUCAAAGCCAGCUUCACUGGAGCAACCCUCAAGCAGUAGUUUAUCAACGACGACGUCAAGUGUCACAUCAAUGACCUCACUGGAGCAUGAGAGCAACGACACUUCAGCUUCUGCUUCAGACUACGGAAAUAACGAUUGGGAUAAUGAAAAUUGGGGAGAAAUGGACACAUCACAGGACCCUAGUAGUCCAAUGGCUGGCACGUCAAAUAAUGGACAAAUGAAUGCAACAAAUGCGCUCAACGAAGUGCGCGAUGGUUGGGAUAAUGAGGAGUGGGGAAGCUUGGAAGAGGAACCGGGUGAGGAGGACGAAGAGCAAGAGGAGCAGUCGCAGGCAACGCACUCGAGACAAUCACCACAUUCCCCGCAUGCACAGUUGGGUACGCCAACAACGCGUCCUCAUCAACAGCAAUUGCAGCAACAUCAACUAAACGAACUUAUCGAACCGCUAGCGAAACUAAACACACACACAGCGACAUCACCAUCAAAAGGCCAUAAUCAGCAAGCGCUUAACUUACGACCCAAAGAUAUCUCGAAUUUAUCCAUUAGUCUAACAGCAGCAACAACAACAACAGGGUUUACGAAUUGCAACAACGUCAGUCCGCCGCAUAUUAAUAACUCUACGAAUUCGAAUGCAAAUUGGAAUAGCGAUUCUUGGGCUGAUGGUGAAUUCGAGCCUAUAGAUGAACCGCUGACGGGGAAUCCCAAACUCGAUGAAGCCCGUCGGAAACGAGAGGAAAAGAAAUUGCAGAGACAACGUGAGCUGGAGGCUCGACGAGCGCAACGUAAUAGUGGUCCAAUGAAAUUGGGUGCUAAAAAGCUUUAAGAUGUAAAUUAUUGUUAUUUUUAUUGAAUGGAUGUAUGUACGUUUAAUAAUAUUCAUACUUAAAUAUUUGAAAGUAUUGUAUUAUUGAUUGACAUACCAAUCACGUGCAUUUGGCGUAUACCGUUGUAUAUUAAAUAUAAUAUGUAAUAUGUGGCAUAGUGAUGGGAUAAGAACGUGAUGUAUGUGCUAUGUGCAUCAGACCAAAUAUUGUGUAUGCAUAGAAAAAGCGCAAGCAAAAAUUGUAACUUUAUAGGCACACUGAAGAUAUUGAAGUAUCCUUUUUUAUAUACUUAUUAAAUAUAAAAAAAAAAAAACAGAAAAUAUGCUGUAAAAUAUAUGUAGA